Messenger RNA from Alligator sinensis (Chinese alligator), 1171 nucleotides. It is a transcript of the gene KDELR1, whose product is annotated as KDEL endoplasmic reticulum protein retention receptor 1. Gene Ontology annotation, cellular component: cis-Golgi network; membrane; endoplasmic reticulum. The transcript has 5 exons. The record is from RefSeq and is a predicted model, not a curated record. Lineage: Eukaryota; Metazoa; Chordata; Crocodylia; Alligatoridae. Gene Ontology annotation, biological process: endoplasmic reticulum to Golgi vesicle-mediated transport; protein retention in ER lumen. Gene Ontology annotation, molecular function: ER lumen protein retrieval receptor activity. The coding region runs from base 166 to 819 and encodes 217 amino acids.
GGAGGGUCUUACUGUCCCCGCCCCUCGCUGCCAGGCUGGGCCUCGCUCCGCGUUGCUUUUCCCAGGCCGGACAAUAAGGGACCCCUCGUCCCGCCCCUCCCCGGACCGGCUCCAGCGCCUGCACUAGCGCCUCCGUCUGCCCCGGGGCCCGCUCUGCCCGGGGCCAUGAAUAUCUUCAGGUUCCUGGGGGACAUCUCCCACCUGCUGGCCAUCAUCAUCCUGCUGCUCAAGAUCUGGAAGUCCCGGUCCUGCGCCGGUAUUUCUGGGAAGAGCCAAGUUCUGUUUGCUGUUGUCUUCACUACCCGGUACCUGGACCUGUUCACUAACUUUAUCUCCCUGUACAACACCUCCAUGAAGGUAGUGUACAUUGCCUGCUCCUAUGCCACAGUCUGGAUGAUCUACAGCAAAUUCAAGGCCACGUACGAUGGGAAUCAUGACACUUUCCGGGUGGAGUUCCUAGUAAUCCCCACAGCUGUGCUUGCCUUCCUGGUGAACCACGACUUCACUCCCCUGGAGAUCCUCUGGACCUUCUCCAUCUACCUGGAGUCGGUGGCCAUCCUGCCACAGCUGUUCAUGGUGAGCAAGACAGGUGAAGCGGAGACCAUCACCAGCCACUAUCUCUUCGCUCUGGGUGUCUACCGUGCCCUGUACCUCUUCAACUGGAUCUGGCGUUACCAGUUUGAGGGCUUCUUCGACCUCAUUGCCAUCGUGGCUGGGCUGGUGCAGACCGUCCUCUACUGUGAUUUCUUCUACCUCUACAUCACAAAGGUGAAUUCCACUUCUAAUACUCCUUCCUGCACCCACUCCUUGGCUGGGUAGAUAAAGAUAGGCAACCUGAGGACACCACUGCCACUAAAGGAGGUUCACCAGCCUGCUGUGCUGAUCGCGUGUUCAGAGGUUUGCCAGGUGCUGAAGUGCUGUGUGUUAGCAACAUAGGGUGGGGUCUUUUUUUUAAUCCUAAGGGGAAGGCAUUAAGCCUCUGGUUCCUUUCAUUACAGAUCAGUUUGGGGUUUUUUAUUUUGUUUUGAGGUGGGAAUUGAAACUCCUGGUUAGUUUAUUCCUUUUUUUAUUGGCAAAGUGGGUGUGAUAAUAUUAAAAACUCAAAUCUCCUUGUUUUGUACAUAAUUGAUGGUUAAGUCCUUGUUCACUUUAAAUAAACAAAAAAAACAAA